Messenger RNA from Orussus abietinus, 3002 nucleotides. RefSeq names its product choline transporter-like protein 1. Gene Ontology annotation, biological process: transmembrane transport. The record is from RefSeq and is a predicted model, not a curated record. NCBI's taxonomy places the organism in Eukaryota, Metazoa, Arthropoda, Insecta, Hymenoptera, Orussidae. Bases 694 to 2496 code for a protein of 600 amino acids. Gene Ontology annotation, molecular function: transmembrane transporter activity. The transcript has 18 exons. Gene Ontology annotation, cellular component: membrane.
CGAGCGCUCUCCGACAGUCUACUCCGGUCUCUCGGCAACGAGAGUUAACGAAGAAUUCCCGCGAGGUCCGCUCGUUCUCUUGCGGUUUCAUUCCGUCCGCGGCCUCGAAAUAUCCCACCCUGGGCCCGCCGAUUUUUCUAUUAUAUUUCCUAUAUCUUGAUUUUUGUAUUUCGCGUGGGUGCCACGUGGCUUGGUGAGACACGACCCCGUAUACACGAAAUAGUGUUAAGUCCCUUUGUUUUUUAUCGCCGCCGCGGAGUGGACAUUUGAUAAGCCUCGUUUACUUGGAUAAGUCGCAGGGAUACGUGCAAAAAGAGCGCAUAAAACACGAAUUGGACGAUACCACCUGAUGCGCAAAGUUACCAAUCCCCGAGGUCCGUCAACUUCGGCGAAGCGAUUCGACGUCACUUUGGUGCCUUUAACUCGGGAAAAGUUUUCCCAAUUCCCCGGGUUCUUCUGAUAAGUGCCCGUUGCCGGCGCUUGACGUGUUUACGUGAAACGCGAUAGUCCCUCGAUUCGAUCUAUCGAUCGAGGUCUGCCGUGUUCGAGAAAUUGAGCCUAUCAACGCUGCGAACAGGAACGCUCGUCCACAUAGCCUCACAGGUGGGCAUGGCCCCUGUCGGAUGACUUUCCGCGGCCACCGAUGCAAGUCGGGAAGUCGGGUCCAAGGGGCUGCUCCACCAGACCUGCACCAUGGGCUGCUGCUGCGACGGAUGCAGCGACGACGCCGACUCCAAGGUCCGGCCUGUGACCUCGACCAGCGAAACCAUCAGUUCCGAUGAAUCGGACCAGGUUUUCGUCAAACGAAGAUCAUGCACCGACUUAAUAGCCCUGAUUAUCCUAGUGGUCGUAAUUGCAUUCUACGGUUUCCUGAUUAGCACGGUCGUUAAGAAGGGAGACAUCUUCAGGAUAAUCAAUGGCUACGACGACUGUGCAAACGUCUGCGGUCGUGUCACAAAAUUCGAAAACGAUCCGAAGUUCUCCUGCAAAGGUGCGGACAUGACGAAACUGCCGUAUCUCAUGAUGACCGCUGGGGUGAAUGGUAUCAAGACGAGAACCUGCGUGGCCAAUUGCGACCCCAAAGUCCAUGUAAUAUUCCUAAACCGAUGCAUUCCGAGACAGGUGUCGGACAGCACGACGUCCUUAAUAAAGUCGAUGAACCUGCAGAAUUUUUUCUACGAGGCUGCGAGUGAUCUGUGCAGCGCCUGGCACGAAUUGGUUUACCUCCUGCUGAUCGCUCUGGCUAUUUCCCUGGGCAUCCUAAUCGCUUUUCGAUACUUGGUGGCAUACAUUAUCUACUUGGUACUUGCUGGAGCGGUGUUCAGCAGCAACGCCGGGGCCGGCUAUCUUUGGUACACGUGGUAUGACGAGAAAAAAGCCGUAAAAACGGGCAAGAUACACGAGGAAGAUGCGAGCGUGACGGAUUACUUAAUUUACUCGAUCCUAAUGACCAUUCUAGCCGUGAUAACGACCCUGGUGGUACUGGUAAUGCGAAAGAGAAUUGCCCUGGUAAUGCAACUGUUUCGAGAAGCCGGAAAGGCCGUCGCCUUUAUGCCCGUAAUACUUCUGCAGCCUGUAUACACUUACGCCUUAGUCGGGGUUUCCCUGAUUGCCUGGAUUUUUUGCAUGCUGUGGAUCGAGAGUGCAGGUGAUCUAUACGUCAACAGGAAAAAUCACUUCCACUACAAGAAAGAUACUUAUAUCCUGGUGGCUAGAUGGUACAAUUUCUUUGUCUUUUACGUAAUGUGCGAAUUCUUCCUCGGAUGUCAACACAUGGUCAUAGCAGGUGCAGUGUCGCGGUGGUUCUUCAAAAGGGAUAAGAGUAGAUUGUCAUUUGCCGUGAUAAGGAGUUUCUGUACAUUAAUGAGGUACCACUUGGGUACCGUGGCUUUCGGAGCAAUGGUCAUCGGUCUGGUGCGACUGAUUAGAACAAUGCUCUCCUUCAUACAAAAUCGGCUUAAGAAAUUCGACAACCAGUUCGUAAAAGGUAUCCUAUGGUGCUGUCACUGUUGCCUAUGGUGUUUCGAAUGUGCCUUGAAAUUUCUCACGAGAAAUGCGUACAUAGAGACCGCAAUAUAUGGGUGCAAUUUCUGCACAGGCGGUAAAAAAGCCUUCCAGGCAUUGUCGAAUAAUAUCCUAAGAGUGGCCGCGAUAAACAGCGUGGGGGAUUUUGUCCUCUUCCUAGGGAAAAUUCUCGUCGUCGCCCUGACAAUCGUCGCCGGUGUAUACUUAAUGCAGAAAAAGCAUGGGCUCCAUCACCCGUGGGUGCCAAUCGCGGUGGCGGCGUUUUUUGCAUUCAUCGUAGCCCAUUGUUUCAUCUCGAUUUACGAGAUGGUCAUAGACACGAUCUUUAUUUGUUUCUGCGAAGAUUGUGCAAAGAACGACGGAGUGACCCGACCGUAUUUCAUGAGCCGUCGUCUUAUGGAAUUCGUGGAGAACAGUAAAAAAGCCUUGCAGCUUUUGGAGAAGCGAGAGCGAUCAGGUGGCUCGCAGUGAAUUUCUGACAAGGAGACUGAAAGGGACCGGCCAUUAAAAAGUACGGUCCAGAUAUUGGUACCUGGAACGCCCCUAAUUACCGUAAAAGUACGACUGAUCACUGAUAAGAGUAGCGAGGCGUGAUCGAAUGAUUUUUUAAGAGGGUCGCCAAAGGUUAGCGACAGAUAGUUUAACACGUUUCCGAUAACAAGCGGUUGGCAGUCUUAUCAUCGAGUCUCGUUAAAGUCCACACUCUAUAUACAUAAAUAUAUUCUUAUAGGUACAUGAUACUCCUAUUAAAAAAUACUGCCCUCCCCCGUAAACUCGCGCCUAUCCUCGAAACCCCCGACCUAUCGAUAUGUAACAAUUGCGAGAUUAUAGCAAUAACUUUAUUCCAUUUAAAUGGAUCCGAGGACUGUCAAAGCGCAAGGUUAUCAGUCAAACGCAGAGUAGCACCGAGUAUAUAUAUAUAAAUAUGUAUAUUCAUAUCGUGUCAUAUCAUGCGAACACGCGUUUCGAAGCAUGUA